This is a messenger RNA of Salvia hispanica, 1293 nucleotides long. The record is from RefSeq and is a predicted model, not a curated record. Lineage: Eukaryota; Viridiplantae; Streptophyta; Magnoliopsida; Lamiales; Lamiaceae.
GCAUCGGAUGUGUCACUCAAACAUGCAGUAUUACGGAACAUUUUAAGGAAGAAACGAAGUAAAAACAAAACGGAUAUUAAAUAGAAAAAGGAAUUGUAUAACCAAAGUCGUUACUAACACAUCCCUAGAAUCAUAUGAAUUUAGUUACACAUGAUAUAAUAAUCUGAAAACAUAGUUUGAAGGGAAACAAAGUAAAUAUGAGAACUAAAGCUAUAAAACCCAAAGGUAGAAUCCUGUAGCCUUGAUCUUCACUUGAAUCCGUCUUCAACCUCUUGCACAACGAAGAACUCUCGAAUAUUAUGCUCUAUAAUGGUGAGGCAAAAAGCGUGUAAAGUAAAGUAUGAGUGUCUCUAAAGAAGAGGUUUGAGGGGGUAUAUAUAGUGAAUGGGUCGAAUCCUAUUGGUAGAAGGAAAAAGGUGGCUAAUUUUGGUAAAAUCUGGAGAGAAAAUAGGUCAACUCGUGCGCCGCUUUUUCGCAGCGGACCGCUGUACCUUGGCCAGCGGUCGCUGUGCGUUGUCCGUAGCUUCUGCCCAUUUGUGUAGCGGUCGCUGCAAAUUAGUCCAGUGGCUUCGAGACCUUCUCGAGCGGUCGCUGGGCGUCUUCAGAUUUUUAGCACAACUUUCUCUGGAGUGGGCCGCUAUAGGCGUAGCUGUCGCUGGGCCCAGCGGUCGCUGCGACACACGCAGCGGGCCGCUAGCCGUCUUAAAUGCUCCAGACUUCCAUCUUCGACUUUUUCCAAUCUUUUUAAGCUCAAAUAUGCACGAUUCUCACAAAACAUGUCAAAAUACCAUAAUAGAUAAAACAAGUAAAAUACGGACAUGAAUUGCGAUUUAGACAUUGAAAACAGACCAAAUAAGGGCCUUAAAACAGUGCAAAAUCCGAGCGUAUCACCUACUCCCCUCCCCGGUCGAUGUCGUCCACCACGAGCAUCCACGUGACGGCUCUCGAAGGCCCGGUGAAUGUGAACUCCCUCUUCACCAUCGCUGUGUUCGUCGGGCUCUCUCUGGCGACGCCGGGGCAGCACAACCUCGAGAAUCGGUCGGGCUGCGAUGCCGGCGUGGACAUCACAAAGAAGCGGCUGGUGUUCGAGGUGGUUUCGUUCAGCUUCUUCCUGUUCUCCUCGCUGGUGGCUCAGGGGCUGAAAUUGGCGAUCAAUUUGCUGAACAACAAGGAUGUGGACGAGAUAUUUAGGGCUCACAUAAAUCUGAAGGUGAUGAGAUUUGGGAUGAUGGCGUCGGUGAUACGGAGAAAAUUUAUAAAAAUAAUUAUGGAAUUAAUUAGAGAGUAAAAAAU